This is a messenger RNA of Tetrahymena thermophila SB210, 2643 nucleotides long. RefSeq lists its product as hypothetical. The record is from RefSeq and is a predicted model, not a curated record. Lineage: Eukaryota; Ciliophora; Oligohymenophorea; Hymenostomatida; Tetrahymenidae. The transcript is spliced from 13 exons.
UCUAUUCAUUAAUUGUUUAAAGGUUAUUUGAUUGAUAUAUAAAUAUAUAGAUAGAUUUUUAACAAUAAAGAUUAAAUUAAAAUGUCUGAAUAAUUUGAUAAUUAGUAUCAGAGCAAUUAAAACGCAGCUCCUUCAGGAGCGGCAGCAGGGAAAAUCGAUACUUAGGAAAAUGAUUAUCUCUACUAAAAGCGCCCACUAACAUCUUAUGGAUAGAAUAAUUAAUAAGCGCAUUUGAGCUCGUUAAGUAAUUCUUAAGCAAAUAUCCACAAUUAGCGUAUUGGCGUGUUAUCGCCCAAGUUUGCAGGAAGUUUAAAAGCAAAUAGAUCGAGUUAUAUCCGUCCUAGCACAGUUUCAACAUAAAAUGGAGUUUAUGAUCCAAGCUAUAAUUAAUCCACAACCAAAUCUUAAAAAAUGCCUCAAAUAAACGGACAGACAACAUCAGGAGCAUUUUUCUUUGACAAGAAUCAAUAACCAAACAAAAAGAUUCCUAAUAACAUACUGCAUGAUAAGGAAAAGCUUUAUGAAAAUUUGUUACAACUUAGAAAUUAAAUAAAUGUACUUUAGGAGGAGAACUUGAAACUGAAAACAAAAAAUUUAAAUCUUGAAAGGGAAGCCAAGAAAUUUGAAAGAAUUAUUGAAGAAGGUAAUAUCAAAUCCUCAUCUGGAACAGCAAAUUAAUAAAAAGAGAAUGCUUUAAGUAUCAGACUCAGGAAGUAGCUUAAGGAGUGUCUCAAAGAAAUAGAACAAAAAAAUAUUGAGUUUGAAAACUUUAAGAGGCAAAUUACCACAACUAGGCUUUAAGAAUUAGAGAUAGAAGUUAAUGUUUUAAGGGAAGAGUGCAUUAAACUUAAAAGCAAGCUAGAUCAGUGUCUUAAAGUCAACUAAGGUUUUGGAUUCGAUCAAACUGGAGGAUCUACAAGGUCUGGAGAUGGAUUAGUUGGUUUAAACAAAAAAGUUGAAGCUCUUAAAAAUGACAAUUUAGAAAUGGCUGUUUUGAUUUAAAAAUUAGAGAAAGAAAAAAAUGAAAUAAAUGUGAGAGAAAAGGAAUGUGACAGAUAGUUGAGACGCCUCUAAAAGGAAAAAAUGUUUAUGCAAAAACAGAUUUAACAGUAAGAGGAAGAGCUUAGAAAAAGUAGAAUGGACGGGAUGAAUUCUCCUUAUGGCAGAAAGUAAUCUUAAAAUUCUAACUAGAAUCAUGGGUUAGCUGAUUACAAUUCUAAAUUGAAAGCAGACUUAGAAAAGAUUGGAAAAGAGAAUGGCAAAUUAAACAAUUAGUUGAUGAUCAAGAUCGAAAAAAUAAAAGAAUUAGAGGAUAAAUAAAGAAGAGAUACUCAGGAAUGGCAAGAAAGAAUUGAAUCAAUUAGAAUACAAAAAGAGAUAGCUGAAAGAAAUUAUAACUAAGAAUAGUUGAUGAAUAAAAAUUUAGAGGAUAAAAUAAAAGCUUUGGAAGAUCUUUUGGAAUAGUAGCAACAUUAAAAUGUCACAGAGCUUGUCAGAGCUGAUUCUGAUUAAUUGUUUAAAUAGAAAAAAAAUGAAAGCUAAGAUUCGACUCCUUAUACUUAAAAAGCAUCAUCAUAAUAAUUGCAACAAUAAUACUCAUAAUUCCACUAAAAUAAAGCAAGUGAAAAUAACAGUUCAAGUUACCCUACAUAGCAUUAGUAAUAAUAUUCAUCUUAAGCUAACUAUGAAAAUACAAACAAAGAUUUGUAAAAGCAAUAAAAUGUUCCAAGCUUGUAAGCACAAAUCCAAGAAAAAAUAAGAAACAAUUCUUCCAAAAGACCAUCAGAGUUGCUUUAAAAAAAAUUAAUGCCAAGAGUUAAUUUAUAUGAUGUCAACAAAAUCGGUAAAGAUUUAAGAUUCAGUUUAAAAACAAAGAAAAUCAGAUUUGAAGAAAUUGAUCAUUAUUUAAUUACACCUGAAUUAAGAAAGAGAGGAAAAGCCAAUAUUAUGGAAAUUGUUGCUAUUUUACAAAAAGAACCUUUCUGCAUAGCGAACGAUGAUGAUGCCUUGUCUGUGGCAAGAUAUAUGGUGGAAGAUAAUUCGGAGGAUAAAAUAAUCUUUGAUGAAACUAGAUCUAAUGACAUAAGUGUAAUAAAAACUGUAUUUAGGAAUCUAGUUGGUAAAUACGAAAUUCUUAGUCCUAAAGAGGAGCUCAAAAUUCAUGAAGAUGUGUCAGAUAUUUUUACUAAGUUCUCUUCGGGAUUGAAAGAAAACAUCCAACUUUACACAAAGUAAAAGAAAGAAGGAUAUUAAGAUGGUGUUUGUAAGUUAGAAGAUUUAGAGAAAGCUAUGAGCUAUUGUGAUGCUGAGUUUUCUCCAAGACACACUGAUUAUAUUAUUAUGAAAAUCUACGAAGAUUCAAAAGACACAGAAAAAGUUUAUUAUGACAAGCUCUUGCAUGUGUUUGAUCACAAGGAAUUCUUGAAAUACAAAGAAAAACGUCUUAAUGAAAUAGAAAAAGAUGAAAUUAUAGAAAAUUAACACCACCAUGAAUAAAAUAUAUAAAUAAAGGAAUAUGAUUAACAAGAAGAACAUCAACACCACUAGUAAGAUUAUGAGUAAAAUAACGAUGAAAAUAUUUAAAAUACAGAAUAGCAACAAGAGCAGGAAUACCAAGAGGAACAAUAUGAAAAUGAGAAUUGA